Messenger RNA from Salvelinus fontinalis (brook trout), 12982 nucleotides. RefSeq names its product leucine-rich repeat neuronal protein 1-like. Gene Ontology annotation, molecular function: protein binding. The record is from RefSeq and is a predicted model, not a curated record. The transcript has 5 exons. Lineage: Eukaryota; Metazoa; Chordata; Actinopteri; Salmoniformes; Salmonidae. The coding region runs from base 10082 to 12220 and encodes 712 amino acids.
CUACAAAAAAAAUUCUGAGGUCUUGGCUGAUUUCUUUUGAUUUUCCUAUGAUGUCAAGCAAAGAGGCAUUGAAUUUGAAGGUAGGCCUUGAAAUACAUCCACAGGUACACCUCCAAUUGACUCAAAUGAUGUCAAUUAGCCUAUCAGAAGCUUCUAAAGCCAUGACAUAAUUGUCUGGAAUUUUCCAAGCUGUUUAAAGGCACAGUCAACUUAGUGUAUUUAAACUUCUGACCCACUGGAAUUGUGAUACAGUAUAAUAAUCUGUCUGUAAGCAAUUGUUUGAAAAAUGACUUGUGUCAUGCACAAAGUAGAUGUCCUAACCAACUUGCCAAAACUAUAGUUUGUUAACAAAAAAUUUGUGGAGUGGUUAAAAAACGAGUUUUUUAAUGACUCCAGCCUAAGUGUAUGUAAACUUCGGACUUCAACUGAAGGUGCAUAGAUAGAUAGAUGGGUAGGUAGAUAGGUAGAUGAAUAGAUGGUUAGAUAGGUUGAUGGAUGGAUAGAGGGGGAGAGAUGACUUUCAGAUCUAUAUAUUGUCCAUUCCCAGGCCCUGAGCCUGGAUAUAAAGCCCCGAUGUUUCAGUUCAGUCACAGUAAAUGAAUCACUGAGAUGGCUCUCUGUAUGCCCGGGGCAUUUUACUUGAAUGAUGAUAUGGAUCAUCAUGGCUAUUGGAACAGUAUCUAAGAGGUAUGGGAGUUUUCUCACGGUAACAGCCAUAAAAAUAGGAUACUCACCAGAUAAUGGAUACUCUAAUGGACUUCACAUCAUAUAUUGUAUCCAGUAUACAGUACUGAACCUUGUUUCUCCCACACUGACUAGAAAAACGAAUUGAGAAUUUGUACUGGCAGAUAGGCCUUUGAUCAGGCGUUUGGUUAUGGAUAUGUAGAUUCCAUGUUGUGAUCAUUGUUAAAAUAUGCAGACAUGAAACAAUGGGACUGACAUUCUGUUAUAUUUAUAAAUACCUCACCUGCAAUAUGCUGAAUCAAAGCUGUGAGUUCCUGUCAGUCACACAUCCUUGUGCUCUGUGUUUCUGCCAGAUUUGCGCUGAAUGUAGAUGAGAAAUCACACAUGAAAGAAAAGAGAGAAAUCAAACAAAACCUGUUCUAUGUUAAUAUUGAAACUCAGAGACAGGGUUUUGAUGUGUAAACACACAGACACACCAUUUCAGGCUGUGCGGAGUGUGUUUUUGAGGAUUAAUGUGUUAUUUUAUGAGUAUCUGACUUAGACUGGAGGCUGAGGAACACUGGGGUUUAUUCUCAGUGUAGGGGCUGCAGGACCCAGAGAACACAGGACCAGGAGAGUUAUGGAAGACUGAUUAUUCCUCCAGGUUGAAGAGAUAUAUUGCCGUCCUCAGCUGUAAUAUCUUCACACACGCACACCCACUUGAAUCCUGCCUGAACAGAUACAAAGUGUUUCACCUUGCCUAAAAGGCUGGGAUUUAAUCAUCCUUUUCCCCCAGUAUUGAAAAUAAAUUAGCCUGGAUAGAGAUGGAUUUGUGUCAGGUUUUGGCCAGGACUGUUCAGGUUUUGGUCACUAGAUGUCCCCAUUGCACCUUUUUUGUACCUUUUGUUUUUCCUUGCUCUAAUUAUUGUUUGCACCUGUGUGUCGUUCCCUUGUUAGUAUUUAAACCCUGUGUGUUCCUCAGUUCCUUGCUCAGUGUUUGUAUGUUAGCACCCAGCCCCAGCCUGGUUCUGAACAUAUGAUUCUCUUAUUGGAUUUUCCAGAGGUUCUCUGGUUUAGUUCUUGUGUAUUUUUUUUGAGUAGUCUUUUGAGGUUUGUUUUUCCCUGCUGUUUUUACCACUUUGGAGUUUCUUUGUAUUUUGGAGGAUAUCCAUUUUGUGCUUCUUGGCUUUAUGUUUGGACAUUGUGGAUUUAGAUUCUUUGCCUGAAGAUUUUGUUCUUUAAUUAAACCACCAUCUCUAGUACUGCUGUGUCUGCCUCAUCUUCUGGGUUCUGACGAUUAUUAGUGACUGUUUCUCGCACCGGGUCCUGACAGAUUUGGUUUCAUUUGUGAGAAAAAUUCUGAUAUGCUCAAAUGGAUAGGCGUUACUAGGGCCUGCUCUGUGCUCAUCACUGUCAUAUCUGUUUAUGAUAAUGCAGUGUUAUUUUCCACUGUCACUGAUUUGAAUAUCCCCAGGCAGGGCAGACAGAGAAGAGGCAUAGUCAUAGAUCAUGUGCAGAUCAUACUGUACAUGGUAGUUCAUCCCCAUCAUACAUACAUUGACCUGUCACCUGCUGAGAACACUAAUCUCACAGCAGCACAGAGGAUUUCACCACUACAGUGGAAAUACCCUUAUCACUGACAGCACCAAACUGAUAUAGGAAAAACAUAUUUCCCCCUUGACAGGCCUUACGAUCCCAUAUUGACUGUUUAAAUGGAGAGGAAGAAUAAACUGCUGUGUUUCAUUUCCAUAAUUAGGCCUCAUAAAUGUGUUGGGGAAAGGGGAGGCCGCAGCAGUGCCAGUGGCUCAUCUGAAAUAGAUGUGAGGCGCUAGCACGGUGGCGGUGAAGGGCUCCUGAAUGCUCCCUGUCCUCUGGGGCUAGACCUGUCAAACCAGCCCUGCCAGUACCAACACGCUGGCCUCAGCCCUGCCCAUCCACCCACAUCCAUCCCACCACCCUGGGCCCAGCCCGGUGCUGGCAAAGUCACAGCCUAGAGGUUCCAGGCCUCUAAUUGAUUUCUACCUACCUGUGUUCCCGGUGCUUUCCAGAGACAUGUCUCGAAAAUUGAGUCUCCCUUUAAAACGACGUCGAGCCAAGCAUUUUUCCUCUCUCUAGCCCGCCCUGGUUGUGUAAGUAAUGUGCCCACAGUCAGAUCAACGAGCACUGGCUGCUGCUGCCACACCAAAAGGAUCUUCCUCUGUCACUGUGCCGGCCCGGUAGCAUAGGCAGAUAUUCCCCUGGGAGAGAGUAACAUGCAGGUAAUCUCUGAAGAGACAGACACAGAAUACUGUUCAUCAGAGUGGCCGAGUUCAUAUCCACAAUACACCUCUGAUAGGAACAAAUAUACAUAUCAAAUAUGCAUCAUACAUUUAGGCUACCACUCUCUAAUCUACUAAUAUACAUUCAGUGCCUUCAGAAAGUAUUUAUACCCCUUGACUUAUUGCACAUCUUGUUAUGUUACAACUUGAAUUCAAAAUGGAUUAAUCCGAUUUUUUUUUCUCAACCACCUACACACAAUACCUAAUAAUGACAAAAUAAAAACAAAACAUUUGAGCAAUUAAAAAAAAAAUUACAAUACAGAAAUAUCCCCACACCCCUGAGUCAAUACUUUGUAGAAUCACAUUUGGCAGCAAUUACAGCUGUGAGUCUUUCUGGGUAAGUCUCUAAGAGCUUUCCACACCUGGAAUGUGCAACAUUUGCCAUAAUGUUUUCAAAAUUGUUUAAGCUCUGUCAAAUUGGUUGUCCAUCAUUGCUAGACAACCAUUUACAGGUCUUGCCAUUGUUAGGUGCCUCCUAAGAAGAGGUAUGUGCAGGAGUCAGGAGCAGGAGAGCAAGGAAUUCCAGUUGGCACAGUCGUUUAUUAUAAGUCCCAACCCGACAACAACAGGUGGGGAAAAUCACGAAACACACAGAGGAGAAACCUCUACUCCUAAUACAGUACCAACGGUACAAUGACUGUGAGGGGGAAAAAAACCUGUGGCGCAAACACGCACCCCUAACAGAGCUAACACAGCAAAAUAAUCCCACACAAAGACUAGCAGGCAGUGGAGGUUAAUAAACCACCAAAAUUAACUAAUCAGACACAGGUGAUAACAAAAAUAGACAGACACAAACGAAAAGGGAAAAUGGAUCAGUGGCAGCUAGUAGGCCUGCGACGACGACCGCCAAGCACCGCCCGAACAGGGAGAGGAGCCACCUUCGGUGGAAGUCGUGACAGCCAUAGAUUUUCUAUGAGAUUUAAGUCAAAACUGUAACUCAGCCACUCAGGAACAUGCAGUAUCUUCUUGGUAAGCAACUCCAGUAUAGAUUUGGCCUUGUGUUUUAGGUUAUUGUUCUGCUGAAAGUUGAAUUCAUCUCCUAGUGUCUGGUGGAAAGCAGGAUUUUGCCUGUACUUAGCUCCUUUCCAUUUAUUUUUUAUCCUGAAAAACUCCCCAGUCCUUAACGAUUACAAGCAUACCCAUAACGUGAUGCAGCCACCACUAUGCUUGAAAAUAUGGAGAGUGGUACUUAAUAAUGUGAUGUCUUGGAUUUGCCCCAAACAUAACACUUUGUAUUCAGGACAAAAAGUGAAUUGCAUUGCCACAUGUUUUGCAGUGUUACUUUAGUGACUUGUUGCUAACAGGAUGCAUGUUUUGGAGUAUUUGUAUUCUGUACAGGCUUCCUUCUUUUUACUCGGUCUACUAGGUUAGUAUUGUGGCAUAACUACAAUGUUGUUGUAGUUACUCCUAUCACAGCCAUCAAACUCUGAAACUGUUUUAAAGUCACCAUUGGCCUCAUGGUGAAAUCCCUGAGUGAUUUCUUCCUCUCCAACAACUGAGUUAGGAAGGAUGCCUGUAUCUUUGUAGUGACUGGGUGUAUUGAUACACCAUUCAAAGUGUAAUUAAUAACUUCCCCAUGCACAAAGGGAUAUUCAAUGUCUGCUUUUUUUGCCCAUCUACCAAUAGGUGCCCAUCUUUGCGAGGCAUUGGAAAACCUUACUGGUCUUUGUGGUUGAAUCUGUGUUUGAAAUUCACUGCUCGGCAAAGGGACCUUACAGAUAAUUGUAUGUGUGGGGUACAGCGAUGUGAGAGUCCUUCAAAUAUCAUGUUAAAAAAUAGUCCAUGCAACUUAUUAUGUUACUUGCUAAGCACAUUUUUACUCCUGAACAUAUUUAGGCUUGCCUAAAUACUUAUUGACUCAAGACAUUCCAGCCUUUCAUUUUUUAUUAAUUUGUACAAAUUUCGAAAAACAUAGUUACACUUUGACAUUAUGGGAUAUUGUGUGUAGGCGAGUGAUAAAAAAAUCUACAUGUAAUCAAUUUUACAUUCAGGCUGUAACACAACAAAUGUGUAAAAAGUCAAGGGGUGUGAAUACUUUCUGAAGGCACUGGAUACAUUGAUAUGCAUUACAAUUCUGGACCAUAAUCUUUUACAUUUUCUGAACAACAAGACAGGUCUUCUGUACACAAAUAUAGUGAGCCAUAUGCACACAAUGUGUAUUCAAUACAAAUUCAAUACAAUGUGAACUCAGAUUUUAUAGGCUUAUUGUUGGAUGUGUAGUAUGAUUUAUAACAUACUCGUGUUCUUUCACCCUUCACUCACCCAGCUGUUAGAACAGCAGGACUAGUACAUGUCACAGUUCAUGUAUGUAGUAUGCUCCUUAUUUGAUAUAAAAAGGAGGAGAAUUAGGAGGACACCGAUAUGAUUAAUUACUUUACUGAAAUCUCUGACUCACUUUCAUUUUUUCUAGCUUUUGUUCAUCAGAGGUAACCUGCCACCAACAGGCCAGAGCAGUCAGGUUGAUUGACAUUCUGACUGAUUAACUUGAAAACUAAGUGUUUGCUUUUUUCACCUGUUUUUGGCGGAGUAAAAGCUCAUUAAAAGACAGAAACUAACCUCUGCACAAUAGCACAGCAACAAUAAUAAUUUCAGAGAUGUAUUCUACCCUGUUAGGCAUAUCAAAUUAGUCCCCAAGAAGUCUGCAGGCUGGUGCUGUGUAGGCUGGGUGAUAUCUCCAGUCUAACCCUCUGCUGAGAAACUAUACAGAAUGUCAGGUAUUUCAGUCCAAACAUAGAACCAGACCUGGGCUCAAAUACUAUUUGAAAUCUUUCAAAUAUUUUAAACAUUUGCUGUUUGGGUGGGAUUUUUACUUUUGGGACUUGUCUAUUGUUUCCAUUGAAACAGGCAAGGUCAAUCAAACACAGCUAAAAUAUUCAAAAUGAUUUCAAAUAGUAUUUGAAACCAGGUCUGCACAAAACCUGGUGUGCAUGUAUUUGACUUGCUCAUAAAUGUAUUCUAACAUACCGGUGUGACUGUUUAUUUUCACUUUGUCAGCAGCAAACUAAAUAUAUUACUCUCAGUUUCACAGAAAUGUUGCGCUGUCAGUAGCCUAUUUAGCAGAUAUGAAUUUGUUAUUCAUGCUGUUAUUUAGGUUAAAACCCAGCUAGCACAUUAGGUUCCUUGGAAGUUGUGGAAACUUAUGUUUUUUCCUAUGGUGUGGGAAUGAAGCCAUAUAGUUCCUGACCGGUAAAACGGAAAGUUUUUAAACCUCCUGAGAACAGACGUUAAAAUUCCGCCUGGACACGCCAUCAUGAGGCCUCAAAUAGUGACCCGAGUUACUUCCCUGACGACACAGACGGCUUCAUCAACAACAACAGGCCCUCCCAGUCAACACCACCUCAUAAGACGGCCUGCUGCAGUUGUCCAGUUUGCAGCCGAACAUGCAUCAUAGAGAAGACCAGCAAGAGAGCCCUCAUCAGCAUCAUGCAGACAUGCCCUUGCUGUGAGCAUCACUAUGAAUGGAACAGUCAGUCACAUGUUGGCAAGUAUCCGGCCAGCAACCUUCACCUGUCAGCGGCAACGGCUUUCCCCAGCUCAUCAUUUGUACAAAUACAGAAGUAUCUUUGAGGGGCCAGGAGCUGAUGAUCUACUCUCCCAUGCCUGACGACCAUCAUUGGGGCUCUGGCAAAGACCUCACCUCCAGCCUCACCUCUUACCUGCUCACCAAUGGUCGUCGAUGGGGAGACCAGAAUUAGAUGGAGAGGACUGUAAAUGUUUUUGCAGAUGACAGUCUUGGUGGUUUGAUGGGGAGGAACAUAAUUGGAAACACAUAUGGAGCCAGCAUGUGGAGACUUGCAAGAUGAUUUGAUGAAGUCCACGCUGACAGACGGGCUUGAUACUGAUGGCUCUGAAUGGCGAGAGACCUGGCACUCGGCAUAAAUGUUUAACUUGUCACAACAUGUACUUGUAUUGUCUUUUUUAAUUAUUGAAUGUUAUCAGUCAAUAUGGGGAGGGAGAAACCCUGUGUAUUCUGCACCAGGAUCAGGAAACUCCUGUUUUAUACGGAACACAACAUUGAAAGGUAUGACCACUCUGACAUGUUUGCCCCAUUACCACCAGACAACAUGUUGAUUGGCUCUGUAUCGGCUGGGCAUGACAAGGAAAGGUGUGCAUUGUUAUAUUAGCAGAACAUUGCUUCUAUGGUAUGAUGUAAGUGGUUGUUUAUUCAACACGGACCUGUUGCUACAUUUGAAAGUUAGCAAAACACUUAGUUUAGAAUAUCUACAUAAAUUCAGCCAUUGCAUUCUUUUCAUAUUACUCUGUAGGCUACUGACCUAUUCAAAGCUUCCUCCGUCAUCUCACCGUACAUCUCUGCCUGUAGUUAUUGAACUCAACCUGCAGGAGGUUUGUUUGUUAUGAUUGAGUGGAGGGAAACAGCUGCCGGAAAGGUCUGACAGAUAGGUGUGUCUUGGUGAUGGCAAGGACACACCCCCAAGAAACACAGACAUCAAACCACACCCACAAGACAACUCACAUUUGGCUUCUGUCAUGGCCGCCAGCAUUUCUUGAGAAGCAAUCCAAGAAAUGAGGCCAAAUCAGCAGGUGCAGUUAUCCUUUAAAUACCCAGUACAACACCCCAUGGCAAAAUGGAUAGAAUUUCAGGAAAUUACCUUCCAGACCAGAGUUCGGAAUAUAAAUAUACAUUCAGUGGACAGUUUAUUAGGUACACCACCCAGUUCACGAAAAUGGUUCACUCCUACAGACAGUGAGUCACGUGGCUGUGGUUUGCUAUAUAAAGCAGGCAGAGAGGCAUCAAGGCAUUCAGUUACUGUUCAAUUGAAUGUUAGAAUGGGCAAAACAAGUGACCUAAGCGACUUUGAGCGUGGCAUGAUCGUCGGUGCCUGCCAGGCACGCUGGUUCCAGUACCUCAGAAAUGGCCGGCCUCCGUGGCUUUUCACGCACAAUAGGGUGUAGGGUUUACCGAAAAUGGUUUGACAAACAAAAAACAUCCAGUCAGUGGUAGUCCUGUGGGUGAAAACAUUUAGUUGAUGAGAGGUCGAAGGAGAAUGGCAAAAAUCAUGCAAGCUAACAGACGGGCCGCAAACAGGCAAAUAACGGCUCUGUAUAACAGUGGUAUGCAGAACGGCAUCUCGCAAUGCACAACUCGUCGGUCCUUGUAAAGGAUGGGUUAUUAUAGCAGACGAACACAACGGGUUCCUCUUCUAUCAGCUAAAAACAAGAAGUAGAUCCGGUGGGCACGUGAUCGCCAACUCUGGACAAUUAAGGAGUGGAAAAACAAAGCCUGGUCCGACGAAUUCCGGUUCCUGUUUCGUAAUGCUGCAGGCAGUGUCAGGAUUUGGCUUAAGAGUCCAUGGCCCCAUCCUGCCUGGUGUCAACGGUACAGGCUGGUGGCGGUGGUGUAAUGGUGUGGGGAAGGUGUUCCUGGCACACGUUGGGUUCCUUGAUACCAAUUGAGCAACAUUUCCAAGCCCCGAAUAAUUCAGGCUUUUCUGGAAGCAAAGGGGUGUCCGACCCAGUACUAGAUGGAUGUAUCUAAUUAACUGGCCAUUUAUGAGUGUAUUUAUGAACUGUAUGUGAAUGUGCAAGCUAACUAGCUAAAUUGCCAUACAUGUUUAAUGCUUUUCGACCUGUUCCCAAAUUAAUGUAAUUGGUUCAGAGUUUGUUUUGAUAUUUGAACCUGCGUGUCGUGAUCGCAUUUGGUGUAGGGGGACAAAAUAAAUGUAUGCAAGAGACGCACGUGCGCAGCCGGUUUGGGUUCCGUGUAAGCUUCAGAGUACUGGGCGGAGGCCGGCUAGUGAUGACUGUUUUAACAGUCUAAUCUGUUCUAUGUGCGUUAUUUAUAUGCUUGCCGUGCUUAUGUUUAAUUUUUGCAUCUUUUUCUUUCGGUUUUGUACACCAGCUUCAAACAGCUGAAAAUGCUACAUUUUUGGUUAUGAAAAAUAUAUUUCACAGUGGUUUAGAUGGUACAAGGAUUCUCUACACUAUACUUGCUGGUUUUGUCACAUAAACUGAAAUUAGGAGAACUAUUAGAAUUUUAGCAACCAGGAAAUGGUGGAGCAAUUUUUGCAUAGUGCAUCUUUAAAAAGAUAAUAGAAAGAGUUUUGUUGAUGCUGAGAAUGGUAUAUGUUUUUAAAUAACAUUCUUAGAACAUUCUCUGAACUUAACUGAAGUUUUCUUGUGGUUUUUAUGGAAUAUUUUCUUAACGUCAAAUUUGAGAACAUGACUUUAAAUAGAACCAUGAGGAAACUUUAUGCUGAAAUAAUACAAUUCCCACAGAAGAUUAUUGUUUCUUAAUGUUUUUUUUUGAGAACAUUCCCAAUGGCAAACCAGUUGGCGAACGUUCCUGGAACAUAACCUACAUUUAUUUUAAAUGUAACCAUGUUUGAACUUUUAAGAAACGUUCUGUUAAAGUAAUGAAAUUCCAAGAAAAUAAAGUUUUUUGAAAAGUACCUAAAUGGGCUAAGGAUGUUCCAAAGCCAAGCAACUAUCUUGUACCAUUCCCAGAAAGUUGUGGGAAGAUUGUAUGCAAAAUAACCAUAGAACAACCGCGCUCUCACCAAGAUGUAAGAGGUUCUAAGAAUGUUAUGUGCUAGCUGGGAAGCCUUGUCAAUAUCAGCUGUGUUAAAUUAAAUGCAACUCACUGUCUGAUAUGUUUUAUGGCUUGUAUCUCUCACCGGGAACUCUCAAUCCCUCACCGCCCCCCUCUAUCUCGCAGUCUCCCUCUCCCUCUCUAUAUCUAUUCUUUAUCUAAAUCACCAUCUGUUUCUGGGAUGAUAAUGGAACAAUGUAAUGCAUUCACCAUUGUUGCAGACUUCUAAUACCUCUCCUGGUUUCUGUGUGUUGCAGACUUAUUCAGCUGAAUUGUGAGAAGAGAGAAAAAUACGUGAGUGAGUAAGAGGACAACCCUGAACAUCCCCUGGCCCCCUUCUGAAUAGAAACGCACACACACUCGCAAUCAUCGCGGACUGCUCGCACUCUCACACUAACUGUGGAUGGACCGCAGCUCUAGAAAAAAAACACUACAAGCCUGAAAAGGGAGGACACUGAUGCCCAUGACCCCACACCUAUCCUCCAGGCUGUCCUCAGGAACCCUGCCUCUCCUCUAAGUUCAGUGUGACCAGACAGAGAGAGCAGACAACAUGGCUCCAAGCCCCCUCCUCUGGCCCCCGCUGGGAUGGCUGUGUGUGGGGCUGCUUUUGCCCCUGGUGCGGGGCGGGGAGUGCCCGCGGCUGUGUGUGUGUGAGGUGCGCCCCUGGUUCACCCCCCAGUCCACCUACAGGGAGGCGGCCACGGUGGACUGCAACGACCUGCGGCUGACACACAUCCCCUCCAACCUGUCUUCUGACACCCAGGUGCUGCUGCUCCAGAGCAACUCCAUCGCCCACACCAGCGGGGAGCUAGAAGCCCUGUUCAACCUGACGGAGCUGGACAUGUCCCAGAACAACUUCAGCACAAUGGAGGCUGUGGGCCUGGCCAACAUGAACCAGCUUACCACCCUUCACCUGGAGGAGAACCAGAUUAGCCAGCUUCCUGGCCACUGCCUGCAGGACCUCAGCAACCUACAGGAGCUCUACAUCAACCACAACCAGAUCAGCACCAUCGCCCCUGGGGCGUUCUCCGGUCUGCAUAGCCUGCUGCGCCUCCACCUCAACUCCAACAGGCUCCGGGUUAUCGACAACCGCUGGUUCGAGGCAACGCCCAACCUGGAGAUCCUGAUGAUCGGAGAGAACCCUCUCAUUGGCAUCCUGGACAUGAACUUCAAGCCCCUGGGGAGCCUGAGGAGCCUGGUCCUGGCCUGCAUGGACCUCACUGACAUUCCUGGGAAUGCUCUGGUGGGCCUGGAUAACCUGGAGAGCCUAUCCUUCUACGACAACAAGCUGGUCCGGGUGCCCCAGCUGGCCCUGCAGAAAGUGCCCAACCUGAAGUUCCUGGACCUGAACAAGAACCCAGUGCACACGAUCCAUGAGGGAGACUUCAGGAACAUGCUGCGUCUGAAGGAGCUUGGUAUCAACAACAUGGCUGACCUGGUAUCCAUCGACCGUUACGCCCUGGACAACCUGCCUGAGCUGACCAAGCUGGAGGCCACUAACAACCCCAAGCUGUCCUACGUGCACCGGACGGCCUUCAGGGACGUGUCCUCCCUGGAGAGCCUGAUGCUAAACAACAAUGCCCUCAACUCUGUCUACCAGCACACCGUGGAGGCGCUGCCCAACCUCCGCGAGAUCAGCCUGCACAGCAACCCACUGCGCUGCGACUGUGUCAUCCAGUGGAUGAGCUCCAACAGGACCAGUGUGCGCUUCAUGGAGCCCCUGGCUAUGCUGUGUACCUCGCCGCCCGAGCUCCGGGGCCAGCGAGUCAGAGAGGUGAAGCUGCAGGACUCCCCAGAGCAGUGCCUGCCCUUCAUCUCCCACGACACCUUCCCCAGCCACCUGAGCCUUGAGCUGGGCAUGAGUGUCAGCCUGGACUGCAGGGCUAUGGCUGAGCCUGAGCCAGAGAUAUACUGGGUGUCUCCUAUGGGGAGCAAGAUAACGGUGGACACGGUGUCGGAGCGUUACCACCUGAGCAGUGAGGGCACCCUGCGACUGUCCCACGUCCAGGUGGAGGACUCAGGUCGCUACACCUGCGUAGCCCAGAACACAGAGGGCGCCGACACACGCGUCACCACCAUCCGGGUCAAUGGUACCCUGGUGGACAGCGCCGAGGUGAUGAAGAUCUACGUCAAGCAGACCGAGUCCCACUCCAUUCUGGUCUCCUGGAAGAUCAACUCCAACGUCAUGACCUCCAACCUCAAGUGGGCAUCAGCCACCAUGAAGAUUGACAACCCCCACAUCACCUACACUGCACGCGUGCCCGUCGACGUGCACGAGUACAACCUGACCCACCUGCAGCCGGCCACCGAGUACGAGGUGUGCCUCACUGUGUCCAACAUUCACCUGCAGACCCACAAGUCGUGCGUCAACGUGACCACGCGCAGCGUCACCUUCACCCUGGACGUGUUGGACCAGAGACCUAGCGCCGCCCUGCUAGCCGUCAUGGCCACCAUGCUGGCCUUCCUCAGCCUGGCUACUGUGGGGGUGUACGUGGCCCGGCGCUGGAAGAAGAAGAACUACCACCACUCCCUGAAGAAGUACAUGCAGAAGACCUCCUCCAUCCCCCUCAAUGAGCUCUACCCGCCCCUCAUCAACCUAUGGGAGGCAGACAGUGAGAAGGACAAGGAGGGCGGUACAGAGAGCAAGCCCUCCCCCGUGGACACCACACGCAGCUACUACAUGUGGUGAAGCGGGCCUGCACCAGCACACACAGACACUUUUGCCAUUUUGGUGCAAAAGUCGUAUAAAAGUCAUAAAACAUUUUUUUUUGUAUUUUUCAGCUUUGCUAACACAUGGCAGAGUGAUAAAGGACAGGAUUUUUAUUAGUAUAGCGUAUCGCCUUUGUUUGACUCUCUCUUUUUCUCUGUUAUCGUUUGGACUAGUCCAAGAUGGCAGCUGUGUCUAGCUUCCGGGUUGUCUUAGUUGCUGCAUUUUAUUUCUGUGAUGCGUUUUUGAAGGACAGAUUUUUGUCUUGUUGAUGCAGCAGCAGGUACUAUUAGUCGAGGUAAAGGUUCCUCUGGCAAUGUUGUUAGGGAUUGCACUGCUCAUUCUCUCUUUUUGUAAAACAGGUGAUCUGUUGUGCACUGAAUUGUAAAGGAGUUUGUAUGGACUUCAAUUAAAAGCUGACUAAGGGGAUUAGACUUCGUAUACUGUCUACUGAAUAACUCUAGCGAUUGUACGGUAAUGUUGUAUCAACUAUCAUUUUAAACUCUUUUUUGGAAUUAGUUUGCUGAUAAAUGUGCUGUAAAGCUAGAAAUGUGAAUGUUUGAUAACAUAACUAGGUACAGUAGAAGCUUUUUUAUUUACUCUGAAUUAUUUAUUUCUUAUUUGCUCAAAUCUGUUGCUGACCACUAACUUUUGUUGUGAUUUUAACAUGCAAAAUGUUGUAUAUGAGGAAGAAGUUUAAAUAAAUAACAUUGUUGUUUGUUUUAUAUAAAUGUCUCUUAAUCA